Ipomoea nil (Japanese morning glory) is the source of this 1091-nucleotide messenger RNA. RefSeq lists its product as uncharacterized. The transcript is spliced from 4 exons. The record is from RefSeq and is a predicted model, not a curated record. Lineage: Eukaryota; Viridiplantae; Streptophyta; Magnoliopsida; Solanales; Convolvulaceae. Bases 151 to 645 code for a protein of 164 amino acids.
UCCGAUGAAAUAUCAUCCCCACCACACUCCUAACUCUCACACUCUUCUUCUUCUUCAUCCCUAUAAUCUUUCCCCUUUCUCUCUCUUCUCAGUUUUUCGCAUACCGGCACCUAAAACCUAGGCGUCGGAUCUGUGAAGACAUAGGGCGAGAUGGAGGGGGAUAGAGAAAAUUGGAUGAUGAUGACGAUGAGCAACAGCAUCGCUUGCCCAAAGCCGCGUAGAGUUGGUGGCCUCGUCGAUGAACUCACCAGGCCUUCUUGCUUGCCGCGGUUCAGUCAACAGACGGAGCCUUGUGAUUCGGAAGCUGGAAUUGAGCUUUUGGAACUCAUCCUUAGUAAGGGGAGCUGUCAUGUUGGAACCCCCAAUUUGCAGAUGGCUUCAUCGCCACCUUUUUUCAGUGGGUCGCCACCAAGCAGGGCUAUGAAUCCCCUGAUUCAAGAUUUACAUUUUGGGCAUGAUGAUUUUGUUGCAAUCCCAUCACCGCUUCGAACAGUAGUGCUGCCAUUGCCAUCACCACCUCUGACUCCUUCCCCUACUCGCAUGAAUGGAGGAGGAUGCGGAAUGAGGUAUGGGCAAAAGCCAGCUCAGGUGCGAAUUGAAGGGUUUAACUGCCGCCAAAAUUACAGCAUCUCAGCUGUCUCCUAGAACUAAUCUUGAGUUUGCAAUGGCCCCUGAAGACGCUGAAAUGUAGAUUAAAACCACAUCAGGAAAUAGAGAUUUUUGGUCGAGGGGCAAACCGACCUGAAAACUAAACCAAUUUGUUUAUCUCUGUAUAUAGUGUGACAACAAGUCUGAAAAUGAGGGUCUUGUUAUGAGCAUUGUUUUUCUCUAAUGAAUCAAUCAUGCUGUGUGUAUAUUUCUGUGGCAUGAUGGAUUCAGGGAAUGUUAAGAGUCCUGCACAAUAAAGAGACGUAGCCAGAAAGGGGAAAGAAAUCUCUGCCCUUUGGAUUGUUUAGGUAUUUGCCUUAGUCAAUAUGAGUUGUGAACUUUAUAUUUCUGAACUGUCCUCUCACUUGUAAUUGGAAUUUGAAGAGAGGAGAUGAUGGAUGAUCUAUUAUUUAAAGAAUAUAUGUUGCUGGAGUUUCUAUUCA